This is a messenger RNA of Mugil cephalus (flathead mullet), 5291 nucleotides long. RefSeq names its product zinc finger protein ZXDC. The record is from RefSeq and is a predicted model, not a curated record. Gene Ontology annotation, cellular component: nucleus. NCBI's taxonomy places the organism in Eukaryota, Metazoa, Chordata, Actinopteri, Mugiliformes, Mugilidae. Gene Ontology annotation, biological process: regulation of transcription by RNA polymerase II. The transcript has 10 exons. Bases 872 to 4624 code for a protein of 1250 amino acids. Gene Ontology annotation, molecular function: transcription coregulator activity.
CAGGUUUCAUAUAAACACAAACAGAAGUGACAAGCUGCAGCUGUAACAGAGGAGAAGAGAGCAGCAAGAAGAACAAGCAAGCAUGAUAUAAACAAGAUCCAAACAAAAAUACAAGGUAUAGGCGAUGCACGCUACAACAGAGUUUGUUAAGGAAUAUAAAAAGAACAGAUGGAGCUAGCAUUCAAAAUAUUCAUUGUAGAAAAGUUUAGUGGGUAUAUCGAGCACUAUAAAGUUAUUGUUACAAGAGCACUGAGGCAUAAAACUGUCAGUGACAAUAGUACAUUUAUAACAAGCGAGAUAGCUGGUAAAGUUAGCUAGUAUAAAUAUCGGCAGCUUUUCUGAAAUUAGGUUUGUUACACUACAUCAAAUACAAUAGUUUUCAUGUAUUUACUGUCCCGCUUGUCCCGAUGUAUUUGACGUCUAAAACCUGAGGGUGUCGUUGGUUUCAGAUAAUUUAUAAUGUUCUGCGAAGGGAAGGGGUACAUUCCCUGCUUUGUAGUACUACACUGCCACUCAGUGGAAGGAAUAUGCAAAAACACCAUGCCAAACUACAAAUGGAUUAAUGCUGUAGUUGUUUGGCUUCGCCUCCAGUUGUUGUUCUUACCGAUCUACAGGGCAUAUUAUUUGUUACAGAGAAAAUGAGGAAUGGUAGUGUCACACACUUGUGUGUGUGUGUGUGUGUGUGUGUGCGUGUAAAGGGGCAAAAGGAAAAGCUUCUGGGAAUGUGCUUGCUUGGUGAUAGAAAAAACAAGAUUUCCGUGCUGAUCCUGAAUGCAGCACUCGGCCUGCUGGAAACCGUGUAGUGGGUCCGUGGAUCAUCUGCGUCAGACAGGGCGGGCCUUUUCUGUGCCGCUGCUACAGGGAUACCAAGAUGGAAAUCCAGGGGCUCUCUGAUACCCAAAACAUUCAUACUCAACAUGGCGCCUCACACAGAACUAGUUUGUCUCCGCUUCGGUCAGCGACAGGGUCUCUACCUCAUUUUAUAUCUACCGAAAACGACGCGGGCGGAAUUUUGGAGUCGCCCGAGCCACAGAGUGACAACAACAACAACACCAGGCCGAGGACAUCGCCUUUUCGCCUACUGGCAGAAAAUGGCAGCGAGGUGGCUUGUUCGCCUGUCAGCAAACCGCAAACAGUCGUUAAAACUAAUUUACCAAGUUACAGAACGAAUGUCGGACUUUAUAACUCGAACACCGAGAAAGAGAAUGAGCUUAACUCGUUGCUUAGUUCGCAUGAGUUUGUCAGGACGGCUUGGAAAUACGGGGUAGAAAGCGGGGACACUGUAAUGCAAAUGGCGCUGCCCCUGUUUGAAGGGGAAGAGGAACCGUUGCCGCAGCGGCAGCCAACGUUAGCGCUUCCAGUUUUACGGCAGCAGCGUGAAGACGGCGCCGCGAAGAAGGCUGCUACAGCGAACCACUGUGCUGCUGCUUCUCCGGGGAGCUUUGACACAGCAAACAGAGGAGACAAACCCAACCAGGAACUAUAUGUAGUUUGUAAUGUCGUUCAAGGGGAUGACAACGGCGGCGAGGCAAGUAAACACCAAGCGGAUGUAUCAUGCGAAGAUGGCGAUAAAAUGAAAGGUAAAAAGCCCGAGUGCGCUAAAUCAAGUCACUGUGGCUCCAUGGAGGUUGGGAGCAGCAGUAACGUUAUUCAAUGUGAAUCAAACGAGAACUUGAACUGUCUUGAAAACCCAGCAUUGAAAAAAACUGAGCACGUUCUUAAUUUGCUUAACGACAGCUCUACCGUGCUUAGUGCUAAAGAGACUGCAUAUCACCACACUAUCGAAGACGUUGUUUUGACAAACAAAUAUGGCGAGAAGAUCUGUGGCCAGAUCUGCACUGAAAACAGCGACAGUAAACUAGGCAGAGAGUUCUCGUCGCAGAGCAGUGCUUUGAUUUCGGGAACUACAGGCAUCGUGGAAACCAUGGAUACAUCAGACUUUAUUUUGGGCUGCAAUGGGCUAAGUGCAAACCCGGUCUCUGCUUCUACAAGCCCACCUGCUAAUGAAACAUUUUCUGGGACGAUCACAAUAAACAAUCAAAGUAUCAUAGUGACCAUAGAGAAUGGGAUACUGACUCUUGCUGCCCCACCAGAGGGAUAUGUACACAAAGAGGACGAUAUGGUCAGUUUAAAGGAGCAUCUAGGCAUGAAGGACCAUGAGGAUAUUGUUCUUCUCAACUAUGACAGUGGUACUAAGUCCAUCGGGAAGAUCAGCACGCUGGCAGUAGCCAGCUCCAGCCAGCAGGAUGAGCCCAGACCUGGUUUGUCUGCCAGUGAUUCUGAGUUAGCAUUAGUGGACGACUGCUCAUUAUCAGAGCUAGGCACUUCACUGGACUCCUGUCCCAUUGUCAAACAGGAAGCAGCCGCGCUGUGUGUUGUAACAGAGGCUGAUCUGGUCACUCCACCUCCAAAAGUCACUGCAGACUGUGACAACGAGGACCUCCAGUCUGCACCACUAAUCCGGGCCAAGAAAGAUAACGUUGCCACCUUUGUAUGCCCGGAACAGGGCUGCUCCUGUACAUUUAACACGCGACAGAAGCUCAGGGUUCACCUUCUGAACCAUGCAGAGGACCCACGUCCAUAUCAGUGCGCCAUAGAGGGUUGUGGCUGGGCUUUUGCCACUUCUUACAAGCUGAAGCGCCAUCUUCAGUCCCAUGAAAAGCAGCGGCCACACACUUGCCAGUUUGAAGGCUGUGGGCGGCGUUUCACCACAGUCUACAACCUUAAGGCUCAUGUCAAAGUCCAUGAGCAAGAUAAUGCCUUCUUCUGUGAGAUUUGCAGCGAGAGGUUUCGCAGUGCCACACGACUCACCAAUCACCAGAGGGUCCACUUUGAACCUCAGAGGCCCCACAAGUGUGAAUUCCCAGGUUGUGAGAAAACCUUCAUCACCUUCAGUGCCCUGUUCUCCCACAAUCGUACUCACUUCAGAGAAACUGGCCACUUGACAUGCAACUACCCAGGCUGUGACAAGACAUACGACAAAGCCUGUCGUCUGAAAAUCCAUAUGAGAAGUCACACUGGUGAGAGGCCAUUUGUUUGUGACUCAGAGGGAUGUGGCUGGUCCUUCAUCAGCAUGUCAAAAUUGCUCCGACACAAGCGGAAACAUGAUGAUGACCGUCGAUUUGUCUGUACGGAGGAAGGCUGUGGGAAGUCCUUCACCCGGGCUGAGCACCUCAAGGGUCACAGUAUCACACAUCUUGGUACCAAGCCUUUCCAGUGCCAUGCAGAAGGCUGUAAUGCCAAGUUCUCAGCACGCAGCAGCCUCUACAUUCACUCCAAGAAGCAUAAGCAGGAUGCUAGCACCCUGAGGACUCGCUGUCCUGUCACCAACUGCUCCAAACAUUUCUCCUCCCGCAGCAGCCUUAAGAGCCACAUGCUCAAACACCACCACCUCAGUCCUGAUGUUCUCAACCAGAUGGAAACUACACCCUCCCUAACGCCCAGCAGUGAGCUCAUCAGCACCACCUCAGCAACAAUUGCAGGGACUGGUAUUACUGUGGGUGACCAACUGACCAACCUGGAUCUCAGCUCUCUGUUCUCUCCUGUCCCUGGAGGCACUGCACCCACUACUGGCAUCGGAGUGGGAAUUCCUGUGGGUGGGAGCAAUUCUAGUGGCACCUUUACGAUGGACCUCUCCUUGGUCAGCCCUGGCAUCCUAACCAUCGACCCUUCCUCAUUGGGCAACACACUCUGUACCAGCUCUGGCACCACAUUAGCCAAGGCUGUCGAUCCUCUUAUCCUAGCAGCUACCGCUGACAUGAGCUCCCACCACAGUCUGGAGGUAUCAGUGGGUGAUGUCCUGCCUCCACAAGGCACUCUCAACCUGGAUGAUGUGCAGACAGUAACUCCAGAGGCAUUGGGAUCUCUCACAGCUCUCACUAUGCAGGGUCCUGGUACCUCUGUGGACCCCGCCCUGCAGCACCCACUCAGCUCCUCUGGUUCUCUGAAUGUGGAUUCUACAGCCUCUCUUGCUGUUGCCCCUGUUGCUGAACUGUUGGGCACACCUUCAAAGAUGGUGGAGGUGGGUGGACAAGGAGGUGCAGGACCUCUUCUGGGUUGUGUGGAGGUGCUGGGACCCCAAGAGGGAGGAAAAGUCCUUACCCAGUUUGUUUUCCCCAGUCACAGCAGCAGCUUUAGUCCACAGAAAGACCCAGAACUUAACGCUGUGUCACCAAGCAGCUUCUCGGACAGUGGAGGCUCAGCCAGAACUGAUUACAGAGCCGUUCAGCUGGCCAAGAAGAAGAAACAAAAAGGAACCUCUGGGGCUUCAGGUUCAAGCCAAAGAAAGACCAAAGGAGUGAAGACUACCCCUGCACCUGUGCCACUUGCUUCUUCUGGUGCUCGUUACAAUGAUGGAACUGCAGCAACAAAUGGAUGUUUGACUCUCCGGGACCCUGUGACUGGAGCCCAGUAUGUUCAGAUUCAGCUGCUGCAGGAUGACCCUGCCAGUGAUGGAGACCUCGCCUUCCAGCUGAGCUCUCAGCCCUCCACCUCCCACUCUCAGCUCACUGUCGACUUACCCGUCAACAUUUUACAGGAACCGUCGGUGAUGACGGAGGACGAUAACGGCUCUGACAACUCCCAGUUCACAGGGAGCACAAUCAACUUACAGGACUUGGAGUGACUGCCACAGAGCACCGGGGCCAAAGAUCUGCUGCGAUGCUGGGCCUCAUCAACACCAUGUCACUCUUCAGCUUCUUUGACAAACAUCCCCUGAAGUGAUUGACUCCAUCCGACAGUUGCCUAAACUUAACCCAGAAGUUUGAAGGCCUUUUUGAACGUCCGCUUGAUGUAGUUUCUGAGCUGGGUGGAUAUGAUUCCACAGUUAAUGCACCUUGAGAGGAGGAAUUGAGAAUUGUAUGUUUAAAGUAAAUAGUUCUUUUGUCCAUUUUGUACCAAAAUCAAAGCAGAGCACUGUCAUGUCAGAGACACCUCUGUGUCCUCUUGGUGUUAACAGUUAUGGUGUCUAUUCCACAGUGCCACAUUGCCAUUCAUGCACAAACUAUGUGCCGUCUAUGCUCCAGUUGCCUUAGAGACGCCUCACGCUGUGCACGCCUCCAACGGCAGGUUAUCUUCUUUAAUUGUUGUUACCUUGGUCUGUUCUGUUUUGUUAGAUUUAUUUAUCUAUGGCAGCAGUAAGUCCAUGUUGACCACAUGUCUGUUUGUGUGUUUGUAUACAUUAUGUAUGUGAAUUAAUACCUUGUAAUAAUUUCAUUGGUUUAUUUAUUAUUUAGCUGCAGGUUUACAGAAUGGCAGAGCCAAAACAGUUGAACUAAAGAAUCGAAGCACAA